Molecule: messenger RNA, 954 nt
Organism: Durusdinium trenchii
Lineage: Eukaryota; Dinophyceae; Suessiales; Symbiodiniaceae
Source: the annotation of a GenBank genome assembly
CCCUGGUAUAAGGCUUUUUUAGGUCGAGAAGGAGGCCAAACCGGCCGUUCAGCGCUUUCUUUGGCCGGACGCUGGUCGAACGAGGAAGUCUCAGUGGCUCAAAGGACUGGCGCGAAAAGCCCUUGGAGGCCAUUCAACGAGGUCUACGAUCUGCCGCGCAACAGGUGCGAAGCUUCAUCCAUCACCUCGGAGAUGGUUUCCUGGAUCUUUUUGGUGAAGCUUGGGAGCAGGAGCACGAGCCUCCUCAACUCAAGGAUUUGUGCAGCAACACGCAAUGCUUGGUCGCCGAGUGGGCGCCGUCGCGCGCGGGCGCGGGCGCGGGCGCUUCGGAUCGCCGGGAAGCCUUCAAGGCGGCGCGCGUCCUGUUGACGCUGCGGCAACUGCACCGCGAGCUCUCGGGGCGCGACGCGGCGCCGAGGGCCUUCGAGCCGCCGCCGCGCGCGGGCGGGUUGAUCGAGUCCGCCUUGGCGCCCUUAGGUGUGGAAUCACCCCUGGAGAUACCAGAAGAGGAGUUCCAUGCAGCUGAGGGAAGCUCCUUCAAGCUUGAACGGAUGGAUCGAAUUGUGUGCGGCGUCGUCACUCCUGAAGGGCGACACUCCAGAUACAUGAUCCUGCACAAAUAUUUGCUGCUCUUGGUGCAACCUGAUGUGGUACAGCCUGGGUGGGCCGUGGUGAAGACCCUCUUGCCCGUCAGGCGUGUCGAACCUCAUCUCGAAGCCGAUCCCCGGCUGCUCGGGCUCCGCUGGACCGAGGACGGUGAGUCCUUCCUGCUGACCCUGACCUUUGAGGACACCAAGCGCUGUUCCAUUGCGGAGUCGCACCUCAAGAAGUGCAGGACCAAGGUGCGAGAGCGGCUGAGCCAGAAAGUCUUGGCCUUUGUCGAGAAGCUUUGUGACUGAGGUGCUCGUCCAAGAGACUGCACGGCCAAAAAGAGUCCGAUUCACGCGUCGCGGG